Saxophila tyrrhenica is the source of this 534-nucleotide messenger RNA. RefSeq lists its product as uncharacterized. Gene Ontology annotation, biological process: endoplasmic reticulum to Golgi vesicle-mediated transport. The coding region runs from base 1 to 534 and encodes 177 amino acids. The record is from RefSeq and is a predicted model, not a curated record. The transcript is spliced from 2 exons. Gene Ontology annotation, cellular component: nucleus; cytoplasm; TRAPP complex. Lineage: Eukaryota; Fungi; Ascomycota; Dothideomycetes; Mycosphaerellales; Extremaceae.
AUGGACAGCAGAAGCCCAUCCAUCGCCUGCUUAGGCUUCAUCGGCCGCCACAACAACCCUCUCCAUAUCUCACUUUUCCCAGCAACAGGCACUGGCUAUGAAGCCGAGAGAAACAAGCUCGAAUACUCUUUCAUGCUCAACUCAUGCCUGGACAUCUUCGAGGGACGCAUGCCGACGAAGGGGCUCACUCAGGAUUUCGGACUACUUCAUGCACUCGACGAGCGAAUUGCCAUGUACGGAUGGGUCACCAACACCGGCGUCAAGAUCGUGAUCGUCGUCGACAUGGAGGGCGUACCUGCUGAGGGAGCGAAGGUGACGGCGGGUUUGGGAUUGAGGAACUCUGAUCUUACGCCUGCGUUUCAUGCACUGCAGACUGCGUACAUCCGUUUGCUACGAAACCCAUUCUACGUACCGGACCAUCAUAACCCGAAGCUCAGCAAAGGCACAGGUUCAUUGCAGAUCACGAGUCCGCGGUUCAUCAAGGAAAUUGAACGUGUUGGCAAGACCUGGUACCCUGGCAUCGGCACGAUGUGA